Messenger RNA from Dujonia railenensis, 684 nucleotides. NCBI's taxonomy places the organism in Eukaryota, Fungi, Ascomycota, Pichiomycetes, Serinales, Debaryomycetaceae. The record is from the annotation of a GenBank genome assembly.
AUGCAACUCUCUUUUCCAUUAGCAACAGCCUUGGCCAUCUUGCAAGUAGCAUCCGCUAAGAUUGUAUACGUCACACAAAUUCACACCACCACCGUCGUUGGUGAUGGUUACGUGCAGAGCCUGACAUCUGCACCUGCUGAAACUCCAACAACUGUUGAGCCAACCAGCACCGUCGCUGCAAGCACUACAUCUGUAGCAGCUGCUGCUUCCUCUUCUUCUUCUUCUGAGUCAGGAAUCUACGCUGAUAUCGCUGAAUCCCCAGAUCUUGAUGCUACAUUCGCUAAGGAUAUCUUAGAUGCUCACAACACUGACAGAUCCAAGCAUCAAGCUCCUAAUUUAUCAUGGGAUAAGACCGUCUACGAAUACGCUCAGGCUUAUGCUGACAAGUACGACUGUUCUGGAAGUUUGACUCACUCUGGUGGUCAAUAUGGUGAAAACUUGGCCUGUGGUUACUCCGAUGGACCAGCUGCUGUAGCUGCUUGGUACUCUGAAGGUGAUAACUGGGAUUACUCUAAUGCCAACAGUUACAAUCAUUUCACCCAAGUUAUUUGGAAAUCCACCACCAAGCUUGGUUGUGCCAUUAAGGAUUGUUCCGCUAACAACUGGGGUCACUAUGUCAUUUGUUCCUACGAUACUGCCGGUAACAUCAUUGGUGAACUUGCUGCAAAUGUUUUAUCAGGUUAA